This is a messenger RNA of Hymenoscyphus albidus, 4951 nucleotides long. Lineage: Eukaryota; Fungi; Ascomycota; Leotiomycetes; Helotiales; Helotiaceae. The record is from the annotation of a GenBank genome assembly.
CCUGUCUAUUUAUAACAGACAUAUACCACCUUCGAUAAGAGCUAAUUUCCCAAAACUCGGUAACAGAGUUGCUUCUAGAAUCUCUAGGACUAGUCUAUCACCCCUAUUCGUACACCUAGGUACUCCUAUCUCCUAUCAAAAAGAGUACUCCACCUUACAACACCAUCGCCAACAACCGACCGUACCACGUAAGCUGUCAGACUCUCCACUCACCUCCAGCCUCUCACUGGUACACCGCAUCUGCAGUGGCAACAUGAAAGAACAUCCUCAUUUUGACUUCGCCGUCUUUCAGGAGUUGUAUCGCCUUAUAUUGGUGGCUUGUUGAUCAGGCGCCGAUGCUGGGGAUUUCUAUCCUCCUGCCUUUCGGAAAAUCAUCUCGGUCUCCACCUUCGUCACAACGGAAUCACCAUAGGCCGGCCUAGUAAAGGGUCCUCGAGCCGUUUUUGAUAGUCUCCCAAUUAGGCCCCUGUCGCGCGUAUCCGGCAGUAUCGCCCGUAUCGAGAUUGAUCAAUCCGAUCCCACAGGGCGUGAGCAGGUGGGUUGAAGUCGCGCCUCCCCCCAUUUACGUCGUAUUAACCGACCAUCACCAUCAACAUCAUUCCACUCUUCUAUUUUCCCAAUACAAGAUACUGUUCCAGUAAAGAAAUACAAGCUGGAGAUGGACAUUGAUCGGUUGUUUGCCGUUAGGCCGCUUGAAGUUUUGGGCUUGCUAUCUUUUCUCGUGGAAUACGAAGUCUUCUUGCAUGGCCUGCCAUGCACAACCUGCUUCUGUGCAGCGAACCCCAGCCCCAGUAAUCAGCCCUAGUCGUUCUGCAAUGCAACAUCCUGGACCUCCAAUUACUUUUUCCUGUGAAGACCUUCGCAUAUGGAGCAAAUCACCUACAAGUAUAUCAGUACCCCCCCCCCUCAAUUGCUAUGUUUCUCAAGCAAACUCGUUGCUGCAACAGUCAUUCGUUCGAGAUAUAUCGAGUAUCGUUCGAGAUAUAUCGAGGAUCGGCAGAUCUGACAUCUAAUAUUCUAUUCUAUUCCUUUCUUUUUUCUUUUUUAUAGAGCCUUGCAUAUGUAAGGGAAGUCACGCUUUUAAAAAUGAGGUCUUCCAUUGGGGCAAGUUUUGUACUGACGACAGUUCGUAUCCCAUUCUCGCCCUGAUUUUCAUCCAUUGACUUGCUUAGUUUACUUUGGUUCACGCCGCCAGCCUGGGGAAACGACUUGUCCUCCCAACAGGUUGGACUUCUCAGGGGUGCUACACGUACGUACCUGAGUUAAAUACGAGGCUGUCAGAUUGACGUAUCUAGUGAUAACGGUGAUCGAACACUUGCUGGAGCCAAUAGUGCAGCAGCGACUAUGACUGUAGAGUCAUGUAUUGCUUUUUGCAUAGGAAGAAACUUUGCAUAUGCGGGGGUGGAAUGUAAGCAUGUUUUACAAUUUUACCCAUCCCUGAGCCUCCCGAUCCGGAAACUCGAAAUCCUCCUCUCCAUAACCUUUAUCACAACAAUUUAGCUGACUUUACUCAGAUGGAAGUGAAUGUUGUGAGUACACAUAGCACUUGGAUCAUACUGGUCCAAUUUUUAAUGAGUUUGACUAGAUUGUGGAAAUACAAUCGCCGCUUCGGCUACUCAGACCACCGCAGGUGAUUGUAAUAUGCCCUGUGCUGGUAAUAGCACUGAAACCUGUGGAGGAGGCAAUAGAGUGAACGUUUAUUGGAGUGGGAAAGUUGUUGCUGCUCCCGGGAACAAGCCUGCGGUGGGCGGUUAUAAUUUUUCAAGUUGCCGAACAGAGCCAACUGUAGGGAGAGCAUUGGGUGGUGCCACAACCGCUUCAGACUCAAUGACGAUAGAGGCUUGCGCGACUUUCUGUAGAGGUUACACGUACUUUGGUGUAGAGUAUGGACGCGAGUGCACGUUUUUCCCCAAAAUCAAAUAUGCAGGUGCAAAGCUGACUGUAUGCAGGCUAUUGUGGAAACAGUAUAGGGACGGGAUCGGUGGUCGCUGCUGCUAGUGACUGCUCGACUUUAUGUCCUGGCGACUCAAGUGAGUUCUGUGGUGCCGGUGGACGACUUACUGUGUAUACAUUGUCUGGCACUCCCCCGCCGAGUACCAGCGUGGAUCCAACACCAACAUCUACAGCCCCUGUUGCAACAGGAUUUCCAACGGGUUGGACCUCCCAAGGUUGUUGGGCCGAACCAGCCAAUGGCCGGAUGCUCACCCAUCAGCAACCUGAUAGUACGGCAAAUACCCUGCAGAAGUGCGUGCAAACAUGUGCUGCAUUGGGAUACAAGAUAGCCGGAGUCGAAUAUGGCGUGCAGGUAAGGAGGAAUAUGCGGGUGUUGCCAUGCUGUCAUAGCUAACCUCAGACAGUGUUUCUGCGACAACUUUGUAUAUAAUGGUGGCGCCCUCGCUGCGAAUCAGGCCGACUGCAACGUUCCAUGCCCUGGCCUUCCUUCAACUAAUUGUGGUGCUGGAAAUAGAAUUUCCAUGAUGUCUGUUGGAACUCCUCAAGUCUUCCAAGCUCCGGGUCCUCAGAUCUCGGGUUUACCCACUGGCUGGACUUAUUCUGGCUGUGUGGGUGAUAAUGUGGUUUCUGCAGAGGCUGCAAAUAUUAACAUUCAGACCUUCCCCUACAAAGUUUGGGAUAAGCAGACCAAUACACCAGAAGAAUGUAUCAGGCAGUGUGGCAUGUUUGGAUUUAAUGCUGCCGGUCUGGUAAGUUUAAGCCGUGAUAUCCUCAUUCAAAGUGUCUAUUAACAUGUCGACAGGAAUACGGAUCACAAUGCUGUAAGUAAUUUUGCUCACUUUGACAAGCUCUCCACUCAUUUGUUCUAGUUUGCGGUGAUGUUGACAAUCUUCUGAUUGCAUCCAUGCCAUCCACUUCCACCGUACCUACCGAUCCAGACCACUAUACAUAUGCCACCCCACCAUCUACAUACCCGGAUUCUGAAUGUAAUGCUCCUUGCUCUGGUGCUCCUCAAUACAAUUGCGGCUCUGGAAACAGACUCACUUACUACUCAUGGAAUGCAACUGAUCCACUUUACAAAUGGGACUUUCCAACUGGAGCUUCAGCAGGCCAAUACUCACUACUAAUUGGAGGAAAGAUCGUUCCUCUCAUCACUUCGCAAACGAUUCUCGGUAAGGUAACUUUUCUUGAAAAAUCAGGGACUGGCGCACCAAACGGCACAGGAGCUUAUGAGCUGGAUUUGACUCAAAUCGAUAACUUUGAGUCUGCUUGGAGAACAAUGACCAAACCUCCCACGGAUAUCUUCUGCUCAGGUGGUGUUACCAUGCCUGAUAAGGCGGGAAGACAACUCAACGUUGGAGGAUGGGCUGGCGAGUCCCUAUUUGGUGUGAGAAUUUACUGGCCGGAUGGGUCUCCUGGUGUCAAAGGUGUCAAUCAAUGGGUUGAAGAUGGAGCGCAUCUCAAACUUCAGGUGGCACGAUGGUAUCCUUCUGCGUUGGUUAUGGCAAAUGGUUCUAUUCUUGUGGUUGGAGGUGAGAUUGGUCAAAAUGCUGCAGAACAACCGACUCUUGAGAUCCUUCCUCCAACUGGUGUUCCGGAUGCCAGUACGCAAAGUGGAUAUUCGAACACAACCAAAUACUUGGAUUUCUUGGACCGAACAGCUCCAUUCAACUUGUAUCCAUGGAUCACCGUCGUGCCUUCUGGUAUUCUGAUUGUUUACUACAACGAAGCUCGUAUCUUGGACGAAGUCAACUUUAAUACCAUCAAGACUUUGCCAAAUAUUCCCGGUGCUGUCAACGAUCCCAAAGGUGGACGCACAUAUCAACUUCAAGGUGCCACUGUCAGCUUGCCCCAAUAUGCCCCUUUUACAGAUCCUCUUGGAAUUCUCAUCUGUGGUGGUUCUACUGAGGGAGCAGGAAAUCCAAUCGACAAUUGCGUUUCCACACAGCCAGAAGCUCCAAAUCCAACGUGGCUAAUCGAAAGAAUGGUGAGUAAACACAACUCCCUCCUCAAACCCUCACUAACAAUAUCCAGCCCUCUCGUCGCGUCAUGCCCUGCAUGGCCGGUCUCCCAGACGGAACAUAUGUCAUCCUAGGAGGCGGCCAACAUGGAGUCGCAGGCUUCGGUCUAGCAGGAGCACCAAACUACAACGCCGUCCUUUACGAUCCCGAGAAACCCGCCAACCAAAGAAUGAGCGUCAUGGCAAAUACAACCGUCGCACGACUCUACCACUCCGAAGCCAUCGUCCUGCUCGACGGUCGAGUAAUGGUCUCCGGCUCCGACCCCUCAGGUCAAUACCUCACCCCACCCGAUACCUUCCCGGAAGAAUACCGUGUAGAAGUCUUCUCACCCCCUUACCUCCUCUCCGGACUCCCGCGUCCUACCUUCACCAUCACCAACAAAGAUUGGUCGUACGGCCAAUCCGUCACCUUUACCUCCAGCACCGGCAAUAUACAAGUGAGUCUGCUGGGCAGUGUGAGUAGUACCCAUGGCAACUCCAUGGGUCAACGAACUAUGUUCCCGGCUGUCAGCUGUGCAAGCACGACUUGUACCGUUACCGCGCCCCCGAAUGAACAUGUUUGUCCGCCUGGCUGGUAUAUGAUGUUUGUGCUUGAUGGGCCGACGCCGAGUGUGGGACAAUUUGUGAGGAUUGGGGGGGAUCCUGCGAAUCUUGGGAAUUGGCCGAACUUACCCGGGUUUGCGUUGCCUGGGGAAGGGCCUGUUUAGGGAGUUAGGUGGGAUAUGAGAUUAGUGGAGGGGGUAAUUCUAGUAUAUAAUUUUUAGUGGUUCAUGAGGGAUGGGUGGGAUAAGGAUGGGAUGGGACGUAUUGAAUUUUAGGGAAAUGGUGGGAGGGAUGAGGGGUGGUACGCAGCUAUUAUUCCUUGAUUAUUUUAGAUAUUUCGUAGAGAUAUUUUUUAGUUUUUAAUAUUAUUGGAUGUCCUGAUAUCCUUCUGUAUCUCUAAGAAGACUUUACUUUGCGCAACUUGGCAAUUCCAUA